Capsella rubella is the source of this 1595-nucleotide messenger RNA. RefSeq lists its product as uncharacterized. Lineage: Eukaryota; Viridiplantae; Streptophyta; Magnoliopsida; Brassicales; Brassicaceae. The transcript has 4 exons. The record is from RefSeq and is a predicted model, not a curated record. Bases 238 to 1467 code for a protein of 409 amino acids.
CAAUUUUUUUUCCUUCUCCACUGUGGAAGACGAAAACACACAAUCUCGCCGCCGACGAGGUUCGUUCUUCCCUCUUCUCUCAUUUCUCUCUAGCCUCCUUCUUAUUUUCUUUGGAAGCUUACUUGAUUCUUCUUUUUGGAGCAUUACUCAGCAAAAUCUUCCUUUUCCUUUGUCUUGUUCAAACUUCAGCCAGUUUUGUCGUGAAAAAUCCACUAUCACUGCACGUGAGAAUUGAGGAUGGAUAUGGAAGACGACACAGAACCACUUCAACCUGAAAACUUUUUCUUUAGUCACAACGAGUAUGGAAAGAGUUGCAAAUUAUCAACAAGGUGUAGCAUUACUAAGACGUUGAAAGCCUUAGAAAAGCUCGACAAGUCAGAAAAGGAAUGGUUUACAAAGCACAAGCAGUUCAAGCAUAUAUGGCACUUGGCUAGGCAGAAGACUAAUAAGCUGACUGGUAUGUGGAUGCUCCUUCUUCGGACUGCAUCUACACAAAAGAAGAGGGUAAGCUGGUUUGUGGUGAAUGGCAUUCCAAUACGCUAUUCAAUGAGAGAACAUGCUCUCAUCACUGGUUUUGAUUGCCAUGAGUAUGAGUCAGAUUAUAAUGCUGAGAAUUUUGGUAGCUAUGAAUUUGUGGAGAGGGUAUUUGGAUCUACAAAAAUAACUGUGAAGGAUGUGGAAAGAAAGCUGGCGUCAAUGGAUGAUAAAUGUGCUGGAGAUCGCUUACAAGUGGCUGUCUUAUACUUUCUAUGCACGGUAAUAAGAGGAAGGAGAAAGUAUGAUAGCAUAUAUCCUUUCGUUCUAAAGAUAGUGAAUGACUUGAAAGUAGUAGAAACCUUUCCUUGGGGGAGGAUUACCUUUGAAGAUAAUAUGAAAGAAAUCGAUCAUGCGAUGAAGCAUCUCGAUGGCAAAGUGCGAGAUGACUAUUUAUUUCCAGGGUUCAUAAUUCCUCUUGAGGUUUUGGUGUUUGAAUGCAUUCCCGAUAUGUCCAAACAAUUUCAAGAGAGUGUAAGAGGCGCUAAGGAUGGAUGUCCACUGAUGUGUAAGAGGAAAUUCGAAGAUAAUGGCAUGACAGGUUUUCCACUUGAUCAACUAAACGAAGCACUAGGAACAACUAAUGACAUCAUUAGUAUCCUAAAACCAUCAGCAGCUGAAGAAGCUCUUUUGCUUGACAUUAUGGAGCGAGUAGAAGAUGAAGAUUUUUUUGACCCUAUUGCUGAUGCGUGGAACGAAUGUCUCGAUGUACAACAGAAGAAAAUUUGGUGGAAGGAUCUGUAUAAGUUAGAUCUUGCUUCUCGAGGAUUUGGAGAAGAUUCUCCAGCAGUUGAAAUUAUGGAAGAGACAGAACAAGAAAAUAUUCCAGCAUCUGAAUAUAUGGAGGAGCCGCAACUAUCUGAAAAAUUGAUGAUGAAGAGGAUGAUGAAAGCAAUGGCUGAUGAGCUUAAGGAUAUAACUCUUUGGUUUUAGGUACCACUAAACGCUUAUGUACAACUAUGUUAUUGUUAUUGAUUAUGUAUCAAUAGUAACCCACGUGUGCUGGUUUUUGUUUUUAAAUCACAUGUGUUGUAGUUUGGCAAAAAAACAAAAUUUAUGAA